CAUCCGUCCGCCAACGCACAAACUCCAUCCCUCGCGACAGAGCGUUCCGCUAGUCAGCUACAGGCUGCCCGGGGGCGCACAAGUUUCCGGGGCCGAAGCUUCUCUGGUCUGCCCAAUCCACCCGACGUUAAUCCACCUUCAUCACACACAUCCCCCGAUCCCAUUUCGAGUCCUCCCCUUCAGUCGGAGGGAUCCGCCAGGUCACAGUCCCUCAACGAGGCUGGCUUCACUGGCGAGACGGAAUCUUCUGUAAACCCUGAAGGCGGAGAUCCGAUGCUACACCCAGUGCAAGAGGUCGAUGAAUCAGAGGCGUCACCGGUACCGAUGCCUUUUGAUCCGCUAAUGGUCAUACAAUGUGUCUUGAUUCUCUGCGCCUGGCUCCACACCGAGCACCAUGUCUCAUUUCGUGCAAUCUCCUUGCUUCUCUGGGCAGUCGAUUUUGUUCUCAGAUUCCUUCCGGGAAACAUUCUUGGAGAUAACACACUUCCAAAGACCCUGAAAACAACACUGGCUUGCUUGAGCAUCCACGAUCAGUUCAAGAUACAUCCGAUAUGCCCGUCCUGCCACUCCAUUUUCCCGGAAGUAUCCCCAGUGGAUUCCAAAUGCCCUACUUGUGAUACGGCAAUCUACCGUGUUCGAUCGCAGUCAAUGCUUGACCGCCUCACAGCCACCGUAACAGGAGCUGGCUCCGGAAAUGAUGACGACUCAGAUAUGGAGGCCAGUACUGACGCCCCAGCUCCAGAGAGCUCAAAGCACUCCGAUUUCAAGCCUGUUGCUGUUGCUCCCAUUCUCCUUCUCUCCGAUGCUCUUCAGGGUUUUUUUGAACGGCCAGGCAUGGUGGAAGCGGUUCAGGAGUGGAAAACAAAAUCACAUUCAGACGAGAAACUGGAGUCAAUCCAGGACGGGGAGAUUUGGAAGACCCAGGAAGCUGCUGAUGGAUCACGGUUUUUCUACGACGAGGGAAUAGAUGAAUUACGCAUAGGUGUUUCAUUCGGGAUAGACUGGUUUGGGCGCAAAUCUAGUCACUAUGGUCCAAGCCAUUCCUCCGGUGUUCUCAGCUUUUGUGUCCAGAAUCUGAGUCCAGAACUGAGAUACCGCCCAGAGAAUCUGAUCGUAGUUGGAAUGCCCCCGGGUCCUACCGAGCCUACCUCGCCGCAGCUGCAGAACUACUCAAAGAUUAUAGUAAACAAUUUGAUCAAACUGUUUGAAGACGGAAUCUUGAUAGACAUUCCGGGAAGACCAAAACGGAGGUACCACGUCCGUGUUGCCUUGAUAUCAAUCAUUGCAGAUCAUCCAGCUAUGUGUAAGAUCGCUGGGUUUGCCGAUCAUGGCCACAAGAAUGCUCCCUGCCACAAGUGCAAGGUCUGCAAAGCAGAAAUGUUCACCGCUGCAUCGCUCCAAAAUAAAUUUCCUGGACGAACAAAAGAAGAGCAUAACCAGCUUGCUAAACAAUAUCGCGAUCUUGAGACUGAGGCCGAGAAGGAUGCUUUUUUUAUGGAACAUGGUGUUCGGUGGUCUGAAUUUGUUCGUCUCGAAUACUUUGACAUUAUCCGGUGCACGGUGAUUGAUCCAAUGCACAAUUUACUUCUCGGUGUUGCAAAGACUCAGUGGUACUCAAUCUGGAUCAAGGAGAAAGUUCUACGUCCAGACACAAAUGCGAGGGAGAGGGAACUGCAUUUUAUCCACAACAUUUUAGAGAUGUUUGAAUGUCCAUCCUGGACAGGACAUCUUCCGUUACGGGUUGGCAAGCCUGCCGGUGGAUCCCUCACUGCAGACGAAUAUAAAUUCUCAGUCACCGCGCCCUGGGCCAUCAUAAUCCCAGUGGUGUGGGAUAUAUUCCGUCCAAAGGAGCAUGAACACGCAAAUGAACAGUAUCAGCAGAAAAAGGCAGAAUACGAUUCAGAACUUCGUACAUGGCAGAGGAAAAGGAUAGCUACUCGAGGUGAUCCGCCUCAGCCGCCAUCCGAGCCUGUUUAUCGCAUGAAGAUUGGCGAGGAGGAGAACUUUCUCCGUUUUGCAACUGCGCUGAAGAUUAUAAUUGGCAGCGCGAUCUACAGAGAAAUGAUUCCGAGGGCAUCAUCUCUGUUAGAGGAUUAUUUACUGGGCUUUCUUGAGGCACGUCUGCUCCCUACUGAAUCCAGAAUUUAG
Mycena citricolor is the source of this 2148-nucleotide messenger RNA. The record is from the annotation of a GenBank genome assembly. Lineage: Eukaryota; Fungi; Basidiomycota; Agaricomycetes; Agaricales; Mycenaceae.